This is a messenger RNA of Clupea harengus (Atlantic herring), 1163 nucleotides long. Its product is annotated as transmembrane protein 236. The record is from RefSeq and is a predicted model, not a curated record. NCBI's taxonomy places the organism in Eukaryota, Metazoa, Chordata, Actinopteri, Clupeiformes, Clupeidae.
CACUCAGGAUGGGCACUGGAUGGACUCUGAAGUUUGCUGUGUGUGAGCUGCUCCAGUUUGCCGCCCUGGCCACGCCCCUGUUGGUGGUCAUGCAGCGGUUCGCCGCCAUCGUGGCGCGGGUGAAGACGGAGAGCGUUCCCCCGGGCGACGCCCUCACCGCCUACUGGCUGAUCGUGGCGUCGGCCGUGGCCUACAUUACCACCGUGGCCCUGCUGGUGUGGCUGCCCCUCAAGUACAUGGUCUUCAUGAAGAAGAGGAGCGUCAGCGGGCACAAGAAAUGGAGACCUGUGGCGCUGGCGUUUGUGAUUCUCUCUACUCUCCCCUGUUUUGCCUUCCUCAUCGCCAGCUCAGAGGUGCAGGUGAUUAACGGCAUGCGUUAUGACACAUUUGAUGAGCUUCCAGUGUCUCUGGUCCUCUUCUCUGUCAUCUGCAUUGAUAUUGUGGAGAGGAUUCGCCACUGCAGACUUACUGGACAGGCCAAUGAGCUGGACCGGGACUCUGACAUCCCCACUCUGACUCACCUGGAGCAGGUGACCCCUGUCAACACCACGGCAACCGGCCCGGCUGCCACGGCAACACUCCAGGGGGGCGGGGCAGAACAGAAUGGAGGGCGUGGCGGAGGCAGAAUGGAGGCCAACGGGACGGGACCGGGCUUGCCCAUGGGCGGGGGGGCAGACCCGAGGCCACGCCCUUUCGGCCCAAACCCUCUGGCCAGCCCUCACCCCAGCCCCGCCUCCUCCGUCGGCACGGCGAUGCGUUUCCCGCCGGCGGCGUACUCCGGGCCGCUGCGCCUCCUGCUGGCGAGCGACGCGCGGGCGGACGAGUUUGGCCACGCCUUCCUCUUCUGGCUGGACACGGCGGAGCUGCUCCGCGCGGGGGGCGUGCCCGACGUCUGCUUCUCACGCUGGGUCUUCCCCGUCUGCAUCUGCAGCUUCCUGUCCUGCCUGCGGCUCGUCCUGGCCCCCUGCUGCCCCCUGCUGGCGCCGCUGGGCGUGCUGCUGCAGGACCUGCCCUUCCUGCUCCUGCGCGCCGUGCUGCUGGGCACCUUCGGACGCAUCUCGCCCCUCCUCUACCUGUUCAAGAACCUGCUCAUCUGCUUGGCCUACGUCUACUUCAACUUCAUGACCAAGCUGCGCGUCUUCAACACUCAGAGAAUGUUCUAG